This is a messenger RNA of Sphaerodactylus townsendi, 2880 nucleotides long. It is a transcript of the gene UNC93B1, whose product is annotated as unc-93 homolog B1, TLR signaling regulator. Gene Ontology annotation, cellular component: lysosome; endosome. Gene Ontology annotation, molecular function: Toll-like receptor binding. Bases 42 to 1847 code for a protein of 601 amino acids. The transcript has 12 exons. Lineage: Eukaryota; Metazoa; Chordata; Lepidosauria; Squamata; Sphaerodactylidae. Gene Ontology annotation, biological process: intracellular protein transport; toll-like receptor signaling pathway; toll-like receptor 7 signaling pathway. The record is from RefSeq and is a predicted model, not a curated record.
GAAAAGCGAAGUGAAUCUUCCACUUUCUUCAAGGGACAGUCAUGGAGCCAGGUGGCAAUGUAUACCAAGAAGAGAGCGUGGCUCCCGACGGCCAAGGGCUUGGUGUCGUGAACGGGCCUAUGAAUGGUGCAGAGGUUCAGCUGGAUGACUUUGUGGGGGCUCAUGCUGAGUAUAAUGAAGAGGAGGAAGAACGCAAAUAUUUCCGCCGCAAGCGUCUUGGUGUUAUCAAGAACCUCUUGUCAGCCAGCUUUGGCGGAAUGCUAACCUAUGGCGUCUUUCUAGGCCUGCUGCAGAUGCAGCUAAUCCUGCACUAUGAUGAAACCUAUCGAGAAGUGAAGUACAGCAAUCUGGAGCUGCAGAGUAUUGACAACAAGAUGCUGAUGGGAAUCAGUGUCACACCUAUUGCUGCAUUGCUCUACACUACACUCUUGAUAAGAUUCUUUGGCACUAAGUGGAUGCUAUUCUUGGCUGUUGGCAUUUAUGCACUGUUCGUCUCCACCAACUACUGGGAACGUUACUAUACCUUGGUACCAUCAGCUGUGGCAAUUGGAGCUGCAAUUGUACCACUGUGGGCUUCCAUGAGCAACUAUAUCAUCCGGAUGGCUCAGAAAUACUAUGAUUAUGCAAACUACAAGGAAGAGCAUGUCCAGGAGCAAAAGAGAGCACCAUGUGGGGCCUACAAUAGCUACAUCAUUUCCUUUCAGACUGUCUUCUAUGCCAUCUUCUAUUUGAGUUUCGUCUGUGCUCAGAUGCCUAUGUUUUUCUUCCUGAAGUGGUAUCUCUAUGACAUGAACCACACACUUUACAAUGUGCAUGACUGUGGCACCUCCAGCCAGGGGAUCCUCCCAGGACUGAACUCCACAGUUCUACAGAGACUCCCCCGCAGCAGUGAGCUCAUCGUGGUGGAAAGCGUGCUCAUGGGUGUGGCCUUCCUUGCCAUGCUUCUGGUGUUGAUCCUGUGUGGCUCUGCCUAUCGCCCAACAGAGGAGAUAGAUUUACGCAGCAUUGGGUGGGGCAAUAUCUUCCAGCUGCCAUUCAAGCACAUGCGAGACUAUCGCCUCCGCCACCUCAUCCUCUUCUUCAUAUACAGUGGCUUCGAGGUGGUUUUCCUCUGCACUGCCUUUGCCUUGAACUAUGGUGUUUGCUCCAUUGGCCUGGAAAAUGUGGCUUACAUCAUGACUGCUUACGGACUCUCAUCUGCUGUCUGCAGCAGCCUGGCACUGUCUGCACUGUGUAUGCCCCGCCAGGUUCCCCUUCUCACAGGAGCUUCUGUCCAUGCCAUCCUUCUGAUUGCCCUCUUCUGUUGGGAGCCUCAUCCCCAAAACGUAGGCGAAGCACCCAUGCUCUACCUGGUGGCUGUACUUUGGGGCCUUGGCAGCGCCCUCAACAAGACAGGCCUCAGCACCCUCUUGGGAAUGCUUUAUGAAGACAAAGAGCGGCAGGACUUCAUCUUUACCAUCUACCACUGGUGGCAAGCUCUGGCCAUCUUUGUUGUUUAUCUGUGGUCUGGACUAUCUAUGAAGGCUAAGUUAUCCAUCAUGUUGAUUACUCUGGUGGCUGCAGUGUUCUCAUACAUGUGGAUGGAACAUAAAAUAGGCCGGCUGAUGCCAUACCGCCUCCCCAAGAUUCCCAAGCCUCGUCACAAGGUGCGGGGCUACCGCUACCUGGAUGAUGAGAAUUCUGAUGAAACUGGCUCAGAGGGAGAGGAGGAAAGGCAACACAGUGACUCCUCAGAGGGAGAAGCAGAAGGUGAGACGCCCAAUGACCUGACGACGCGGGCUCAACGCAGGAACAAGUGCAACUAUAAACAGACCCAGGGCGAGGAGUCUGGGAAUAUCGUGGGCUAGCUCCUGGCUUGGUGCCACUCUUUUUGCUGUAGGUCAGUCUGUUUGCUUCGGUCUUGAGUGGUCCAUGAUCUCCUCAGAUGCCUUAGACUUCAUCCUCUCUGCAUCUGCGGAAUCAUCUCUCCCCCACGCUCUUCCAACUUUUCAAUUCUUUAAUUUUACCCUGAGUCUCACUUUGUGCAUUCAGACAUUUUUUUAGUUCUCAUGGUCACUUGGACAGACAGACUCAGGCACAUUCUGACUGUGAAGCUUCUCUGUACAAGGCCCCAUCUGCCAUUGUUUUCAGGCCUCAGAUCAAGCAAGGAGGACCAUUAAAUGUACUCCGUUCCUUCCCUGGCUCCGGCUCUAAGCUCUCUACCCUGUAUCCUCUCCAGCCUUCAAGAGCCUUCCCACAUUUAAAGGGCUGCUGCUGUGUCCUUCCUGCUGCUCACAUUCAAUCCACUUUUUUGGCCAACCUUUCUUAACUGUCCCUCCCUUCUCCCCUGCUAAUACCUUUCCCAUAAUCAAGGUGCCCACAAGGGCCCUUUCUGCCCCCACAGACCCAGGCCAUUUGGAAGGUCCCUGACCACCCCCAGUCUCCCCCGCCCGGCACCCUCCUUUCUACAGCUCAGCUGCUGGACCGCUUGCCAGGACUCCACCUCCCCCAACAUUCCUUCCCAAUGCAGCCCAGAUGGUCAGUGGCCUCUUCACAGCAGGUUAACAAGUUCUGUGCCCUUCCUGCAUUAGCUGUUCAGUCUUGGUCACCUCCAUUGAGUCUGGUAGGCUUGGGGAUGGCUGGGAAAAGUCUGGGGCUACUGCCAACAAUGGGCACCUAACACUGGCUGGGGUAUUAGCUCCCUUCCCAGUUGAUAGAAGUAAUGAAUAUUUCCAGACUGUGGGCAACACUGGUUGUUAAUAGGUGAAUACGGGGAUCUGGGGACUAAGUUUGAUGCUAAAGCAUAGCCCUUGGAAGGUGGAAAUAAAAUGGAAGAGCACACUGAAUUUUCUUUAUUUUUGAGAGGCAACUUAAACUUGAAAUAAAGUCAGAGUCAAUUUU